Molecule: messenger RNA, 1787 nt
Organism: Sinocyclocheilus grahami
Lineage: Eukaryota; Metazoa; Chordata; Actinopteri; Cypriniformes; Cyprinidae
Gene: pknox1.1
Product: pbx/knotted 1 homeobox 1.1
Exons: 8
Coding region: 24-1148 (374 amino acids)
Biological process (GO): regulation of DNA-templated transcription
Molecular function (GO): DNA binding
Source: RefSeq, a predicted model, not a curated record
CCUUGAACGGUGUUGUCUCUUACAUGUUUCUUCACCACAGACAUCCCCUCUUCCCUCUCUUGGCCCUGCUGUUUGAGAAGUGUGAGCAGUCCACUCAGGGCUCUGACUGCGUAACCUCUGCCAGUUUUGAUGUUGACAUUGAAAACUUUGUACGCAGUCAGGAGAAAGAUGGCAAAGCCUUCUUUAGUGAAGACCCAGACCUUGACAACUUGAUGGUCAAGGCCAUCCAGGUGCUGCGGAUUCAUCUGUUAGAGCUAGAGAAAGUUAGUGACCUGUGCAAGGACUUCUGCAGCCGUUACAUUUCCUGCCUCAAGACCAAGAUGAACAGUGAGACACUCCUGAGUGGAGAGCCAGGCAGCCCAUACUCUCCAGUCCAUGACCAACUGUCCAACCCUUUCUCAAGUGUCCUCAGCCCCCAGGGUGUUGUGGUGCCCUCACAAGGACUUCAAGGCAAUGUUACAGUGACGGCAGUCAAUCCAUCACACAUGGUCGCAGGUAAUUCAGUGUAUCAGCCAGUGACGGUAGUCACACCACAGGGACAAGUGGUGACACAAGCCAUCUCACCUGGAACAAUACACAUCCAGAACUCACAGCUCCAGCUUCAGCUCAAUCAGGACUUGAGUUUCUUUGGGGGAGAUAACUCGCCUAAAAACAAGCGUGGUGUUCUCCCCAAACAGGCUACUAGUGUCAUGCGCACCUGGCUCUUCCAGCACAUAGCGCAUCCUUAUCCCACUGAGGAAGAGAAAAAGCAACUUGCAAUUCAAACAAACCUGUCUUUACUCCAGGUCAACAACUGGUUUAUUAAUGCUCGAAGACGGAUCUUGCAGCCAAUGCUGGAUGUCAACUCAGAGAUGGCCAAAACCAAGAAGAAGACCGCUCCGAGCCGCCCGCUACACCGCUUCUGGUCUGACUCCAUCGCCUCAUCUGGAACCCAGCAGCAGCUCACAAUGCCAGACGGUAGUAUGGUUACAGUGGGGAUGAACGUCGAUGGCUUCCAGGCGCUUUCAUCAGAUGGAGCAACUCUCGCCAUGCAGCAAGUCAUGAUGGGAAAUCACAGCGAGGAUGAAUCAGAGGAAAGCGGCAAUGAAGAUGACGCAGAUUUAUCAUCUGCUAACAUGACCGGGCUGGGUUUAGAUGUUAGCGACUAAGACGCAUGGAUCGCAGGUCACACACUGCAUGCUUACAUUUACAUUGGAAAACUUGCACAUAACACUUGUGGCAAGAGAUCCAGUCCCCUCAUAGACUUUCAGCAAAGCUGAUACUUGUGCACUACAAAAAAAUUAAUUAAGAGUACUGUAUGUUGGCCUAUAUGUUACACAAACACACUCGAACAGUUUACAGAGAGCACAACGUUACUGAAAGAUGCUGUGUGCGAGGAGUUGCAUUUCAGCACCUGGUUUUAUUGUGUAGACGUGCAGGUGCGUGCACUUUUAUAUAGAGACCCUUCAAGAAGUUUGCAACAAUAGAACACAGAGGAAUGUUUUUAAGCUUCUUUAGUGAACGUUUGUAAUGAUUUUGUUUUCUAUAUUAACUCCUUUUGAAUGCCAAGAUUUUAAGAGUUUGUCGUCGUGCUGGUUUUAUUCACACUGCAUGUUCAUGUUCUCUUCAGUAUGCUCACGCUUGUAGAGAGGCUCCAAGACGGAGUUCGAGAAAAGAGAUUUAUUAUUUUUAUAUAUGAACGUUGUAAAAAGUGUUGUUUUUUUUCUUUUUUUUUUAGUUUGUGUUUUAUAGGGAAUAUUUAUGUACAGAAACUAUACUAUCUGCCCUGUUUUCAGGGGAUGACUUAG